Molecule: messenger RNA, 2568 nt
Organism: Nilaparvata lugens (brown planthopper)
Lineage: Eukaryota; Metazoa; Arthropoda; Insecta; Hemiptera; Delphacidae
Exons: 2
Coding region: 202-1185 (327 amino acids)
Source: RefSeq, a predicted model, not a curated record
GUGAAUCAGCUGGUUUGCUUUCAGCCAACAUGGUGUAAGUCUGACUUACACCACUUUGGUCGGUCUUGGAAAUCGUUUUGAGUUGACUAUUAUUGAAGUGCCUGCCAUUGUGUACUCUGUCUGCAAGAUUUUGUGUGUCUUUUGUCUAUUAUUUUCCAUUAUCGUUGAGUAUUAUAUUUUAUUCAGUAUUCUACAGCAACUAUGGAAUCAGAUUUUAGUGAAGAAGAAGAUGUUUAUGACAGUGAUGGAUGGAAACCUCAUGAUGAACAAAAUAGCAGUUCUGCUGAGGAGAGUUUUCCAGACAACAAUCCUGCUGAUAUUGAGACUACAGUAUUAACAGAAGUGACUGAGAAUCAUCAAAAAAUUGAACCUCAAAGGACAAGGAAACGACAGAGACAGCCCUCCAAAGCAGAGAAACGGAAGAAAGGUCGAAAUUCUGGAUUGCCAUACAUCGACUCCAAGGGGAAAAAUGUGGCUGGUAAAGUGUUUGAACAUUUUGACUGUCAAUGCAAGAAAAAGUGUCCUGUGAACAUAAAUGAACUUGAAGGUAAGAAAAUAUUUGACAGCUUCUGGAAACUCAGUUCUUUCGAGAAGCAGAAUGUUUUCAUGUGUGGCCUUAUUAGUCAAAACAAGCCUCAAAACAGACGACCCAGGAGUGGAGCUAAAGCACCUAAAUCAUCUUCAAAUGUGUAUAGAUUCCAAGUAGGUGGAACUAGCAUUAAUGUAUGCAAACAAUUUUUUUUGAAAACGUUAGCUGUCUCUGAUGGGAGGAUGACAAGAGCAGUGAAAAAAAUUCGAGAAAAUAAUGAUCCUGGAAUUGAUAAUAGGGGGCACCACUCUCCUGCAAAUAAAACAUCUGAAAUCCAGGAGAAAGCAGUAUGUGAUCAUAUUUCUUCAUUUCCAUCAUACCAAUCCCAUUACACCAGGGAACACAAUCCGAACAGAAGGUUUCUACCAACUAAUAUUAAUGUAACAAUAAUGUACAAUCUGUACAAGGAGAGAUGUAUUGAAGAGAACCAAGAUCCAGUGAGUUUGAAUGUUUAUAGAAGAAUCUUCAAUAACAAGUUCAACCUUCAUUUUCAUGCACCAUUGAAGGACACGUGCAACAAAUGUGAUGCAUUGAAAUUUAAAAUAGCUUCUGCUAGUGCUCAAGAAAAAGGCAAUUUAGAAAUUGAGAAAGGCUGAGAAGGCUCGUGAAUCCAGAAGUCAAGAUGCAAAAAAAGCACAGGAGGACCCUACAUACUAUGCCCUAACAUUUGACCUUGAAAAAGCUCUCCCAUUCCCAGUUUUGUCUUAGUAUAAGAGAACCUAGUUUUACUAUAAGAGAAAUCUUUAUGUGUAUAACUUAGGAGUCCAUGAGCUAGCAACAAGCAGAGGUUUCAUGUAUGGAUGGGAUGAGACAGUUGCAUCAAGAGGAUCCCAAGAAGUUGGUUCAUGCUUAGUAGAACAUUUAAAAGCACAAGCAGCAACUGCCAACCACAUUGUAAUGUACAGUGAUGCAUGUACAGGGCAAAAUAGGAAUUUAAAGUUACCUCUGUACCUGUUGAAGCUGAUAGGAGGUAGGUCAAUUUCUGCAAGCAUAAUUGACCACAAAUUUAUGGUGAGUGGGCAUUCCUAUCUCCCAAAUGAUCGUGAUUUUGCAUCAGUUGAAAAUUUUGCAAGAGGGAAAUUUAUGUAUGAACCACAGUGUUGGUACAAUGUAAUUUUGAAAUGCCGGAAAAAUAAUACAUUCCAUUUUAAACGGAUGCAAUGUGAAGAUUUCGAAUCUGUGUCAAAGCUGGAAGCAAGUAUCACUCGCCGGAAAAAAAAUUUGGCCAAUGGCCAGGUCAACUGGUUGAAAAUCCAAUGGAUUCGCUUGUUGAAAGAUCGUCCAUUCACCAUCCUGUACAAGGAAUCCUUGAAUGAGGAAAUUCCAUUUUCUGAGUUGAACAUCAAGCCUGCUAAGCCUGGAAGAAAUACAUCUCUCCAUAAUGUGGAUCAACUUCUCCUUCACCCAAAUGGGCGAGAGGUAACCAAAGCAAAGAAAAUGGACAUGCUUAGCCUACUGGCAUACAUUCCUCCAAUCCACCAUUCUUUCUACCAGAACCUCCAGUGCCAGGAUGAAAGAGAGGAACAGGAAGACUUGGGACCUUUGGAAGUAGUAGAGGCUGAAGAAAUUGCAGAUGCUUAAAAUGAACAUUGAUUCAAGUUUUUACCUUCCAGAAUGUUUUACUAUUUUUGAGUGUUAUCAUCAACUAAAAUGAAUUAAUUUCAAAGAAAAAGAUUAACACUUAGAUUGUACUGAAUUUAGCCAUCUAAAGUAUUUUUUAUUUCUACAUAACAUUUUAUUGAAUAAAUACUUCCUUCUAAAAGUAGAUAGUGGUGUAAGUCAUUGUUCCUGUGUUGUUCAGAGUGGUGUAAGUCAGUCUUUUGAGAUACAUAGUGGUGUAAGUCAUAUUAAUCAUAGUGUUCAGAGUGGUGCAUGUAAUUAACACACCUACAAAAAUGUUAAUUGAUUAUUUUUGUGGUCAAAUCAAUAGUCAUUAGUGAAAACAAUACAAGCCUGUGGCCCUGAAAACAUUAAAUUCA